AUGUCAAGAGCCAAGAGAAUUAUGAAGGAAUUGCUAGCGGUGAAAGAUGACCCAGCGGCAAAUAUCAAGUUGGAGUUCGUGAAUGAGUCUGACAUUGAACAUUUAAAGGGUUCAUUUCAAGGUCCUCCUGGAACACCAUAUGAAGGUGGCAUAUUUCUCGUUGAUAUUGAAGUGCCCAUGGAGUAUCCAUUUAAGCCCCCCAAAAUGAAAUUUGAUACAAAAGUAUAUCAUCCAAAUAUUUCUUCGGUAACUGGUGCAAUCUGUCUUGAUAUACUUAAGAAUGCGUGGUCACCUGUUAUUACUCUAAAGUCUGCGCUAAUAUCGUUACAAGCACUUUUGCAAUCACCUGAGCCUAACGAUCCUCAGGAUGCUGAAGUUGCGCAGCACUAUCUGCGGGAUAGAGAAUCAUUUAACAAGACUGCUGCAUUAUGGACGAAAUUAUAUGCAGUAGCAAAUGGUAGUACUGUGGGACAAAAACAAGUAGACGAAGCGCAGCUGUAUGGAAUUGAUCCAAAUGUGGUGGAAGAAUUUGAAUCUCAAGGAUUUGAGAAGGAGAAAGUUAUCGAUGCUCUAAGAAGGCUGGGAAUUAAGUCCCUAGAUCCAACUGAUAACGCAACUGUUAAUAAAAUCGUAGAAGAACUGCUGAAGUAG
Messenger RNA from Zygotorulaspora mrakii, 651 nucleotides. RefSeq names its product E2 ubiquitin-conjugating protein UBC1 (gene UBC1). Gene Ontology annotation, molecular function: protein binding. NCBI's taxonomy places the organism in Eukaryota, Fungi, Ascomycota, Saccharomycetes, Saccharomycetales, Saccharomycetaceae. The record is from RefSeq and is a predicted model, not a curated record. The coding region runs from base 1 to 651 and encodes 216 amino acids. The transcript has a single exon.